GGCCCAUCCUGCUGCGCGGCGCGUGACCCGCGCGCGGGGGGUGUUGCUGGGCCGGGGCGAUGGCGGAGGAGGCGGCCGGGCCCGACGCGCUGGGCGUGCGCGAGGUGCAGCAGCUGGUCCGCAGGAAGGAUGAGCUCGAGGCCCAGAUCAAAGCCUGCUACGCGGUGCUGGAGGGGCAAAAGGGAGUCGGGAUGAACGAGCCGCUGGUCGAUGCUGAAGGGUAUCCACGUGCAGAUGUUGACGUAUACCAAGUCCGUGCAGCCAGGCAUAACAUCAUCUGUUUGCAGAACGAUCACAAGGCCCUGAUGCUGCAAGUGGAGAAAGCUCUCCACCAGCUGCAUGCCCGAGAGAAGGAGAAGCAGGCAAAGGAUGAGGCAGAAGCUCAGGCUGAGGCAAUGAAUCAGAACCAGAGUCUGCCGCAGCCCUUCGCAAGAGUGAAUGCUGUCACCCCAGGUUCUCCCGCUAGCAUCUCGGGAUUACAGGUUGAUGAUGAGAUCAUUGAGUUUGGCUCUGUCGACACACACAACUUCCAGACACUGCAGAAUAUUGCCACCGUGGUGCAGCACAGCGAAGGGAAACCACUGAGUGUGACCGUGAUCCGUGGCGGCAAGAAAUUACACCUCGGGCUCACACCAAAGCACUGGGCAGGGAAAGGACUGCUGGGAUGCAAUAUUCUCCCCUUGCAAAGAUAACUGGCUUGGAAGACAAUAAGAUCAAAGUUUGUACUUUUUGAACUCCAACCUGGUUUGAAAAGUUCCCUUUGCAACCUACAUCUACUUGCUGAGGUUGGAGUGUUUAUAAUGGGUUCCGAGGCUCUGACCUCCAGCCUGACGGAUAUACUGCACCUGAAUUGUUUUCAACAGACCUGUGCGUGGUCAUGAUUAGUAAUUGUACUGAUUCAUAGGGAAUAGAUUGUAGAGUCAUAGGACCUGUUUCUGACUUCACUUGUACUGAUGUAAAUCAGGUGUGAGGUCCAUGCUUUUUGUUUAGUUAGAAUCCACGCCAGAUUAUUCUGUAACAUUUAGUGAAUGUUUUUUUCUGUUUGUUCAUGGAAAGUAACAUUUACCAAUAAAGAGUUAAGCUGGGUUUUUUUGUUUUUGGUGAUAAUUUACAUUCAUUUUUAAUCUGAAGUCUUCCUGAACAGGUCAGCACGUUGUACAAAUGUUCUAAGUAUUGCUCCAAUUUCUGGAUUGCAUUUUAUAUUAUCAGUGAAAUACAAGUGCACACUCAAGAAAUGUACAAAUAUGAUUUUGAACAUUGUGUUACAAAAACAUUUGUGGUCACUACAUCUGAAAGUUUUUUUGUUUUUUUUUAAAUUGUUUGAUUUUUGUUGUCUUAAAUUGGUGAGAUUGAAGGGGUGCUAUGAUGCUUUUUAUAUUUCUCAUAGCUUGGACUAUAAUAUAGUUGUAAUUUGGUUUAUAUUGAGUUUCUUGUUAAUUUUAUUUUCUGUGCUGUAGUUUUUGGGUAGCAUACACUGCAAGGGAACUUUUAUUCGCUUGGUUUGUUUUUAAACCAGUUUCUAUUGGAAUUCUUAAAAAAAAAAAAAAAAAAAACAUGCAUACUUGA
Messenger RNA from Trachemys scripta elegans, 1566 nucleotides. RefSeq names its product proteasome 26S subunit, non-ATPase 9 (gene PSMD9). Gene Ontology annotation, biological process: proteasome regulatory particle assembly. Gene Ontology annotation, molecular function: protein binding. The coding region runs from base 60 to 692 and encodes 210 amino acids. The transcript has 6 exons. The record is from RefSeq and is a predicted model, not a curated record. Gene Ontology annotation, cellular component: cytoplasm; nucleus. Lineage: Eukaryota; Metazoa; Chordata; Testudines; Emydidae.